Antechinus flavipes (yellow-footed antechinus) is the source of this 3273-nucleotide messenger RNA. RefSeq names its product CD164 molecule (gene CD164). Bases 110 to 790 code for a protein of 226 amino acids. The record is from RefSeq and is a predicted model, not a curated record. The transcript has 6 exons. NCBI's taxonomy places the organism in Eukaryota, Metazoa, Chordata, Mammalia, Dasyuromorphia, Dasyuridae. Gene Ontology annotation, cellular component: endosome; lysosome.
CCUCACGUGACCCCGGGGUGAGCCAGCGGGAAGUGGAGUCUCCGAGGCGGCGCCGCAGGGGGACGGAGCUUCUUCCGCAGCGGCAGACCGUCUCCUGAGCACCAGCGCCAUGAACGGAAUACGGGGGCCCUCUCGGCCGCUCUUCUGGGGCGCUGCCGCCUGCCUGGCCGCGCUUUGCGUGCUGAGCGCGGCUCAAACCUCUCCCCACACGGCCAACUUAAAUGAGUCCACGUCGCUACAACCGCCGCUCACGACGAAAUCCACUCCCGAAAACACGACCAGUCACCCUUCCGAAGUCACGACGCUUACUCCCAAGCCCAAGACGACGGUCACUCCAAACCCCAAGACGGAUCCCACCACGACCCAACCUCCGGCACCAGAAAGCUGUGAAGUACACACUAACUGCACUUCCUGUGUUGAGAGCAAAAAUACCACAUGCUUUUGGACAGUUUGCAAUGGAAGUGGCUACUGUUCAGAAAAUGCAACAGCUCCAAAUUGUACUGUAGUUAACAUCUCAAGUAACUGUUUAGUGGAACCUACUAGCAGUCCAUCUCCAACUAAUUCUACAGCUAAACCUUCUCCUCCAGUCUCAACUGUUCCAGCUGUCACCACAGUUGUCACAUCAGGUGUACCGAAUACUACUGUGAUUCCUACCCCUUCUACAAGAAAAUCUACUUUUGAUGCAGCUAGUUUCAUUGGAGGAAUUGUUCUUGUGCUGAGUAUACAGGCUGUAGUUUUCUUUCUCUAUAAAUUCUGCAAGUCCAAAGAACGAAACUACCAUACUCUUUAAGACACGACAUUAUAACAUGGACUAGUAGUUUAUGUGUGUAGUUUAUUGAAACCAAAAUAUUAUCUUUUGAGAUGUCCUACAUGGAAGACAGUGUUUCAAAUCUUUAAAUCUCCAAAGGAUGCAUAGUAGGAUAUUUUGGAGCAUCUUCCUUGAAGAAAAAGCAAUUCAAUCACUUGUACUCAACAGGAAAACUUAAAAUUAUUCUGCAUGAAUCCUUGUGGCUAUCUUAUUUUAAGUGGCUGCUGCUGUGGGAUUUUUUUUUCUUCUCUUAACUAUAACAUCCCUAAUAUAGAUUUAAAAAAAAAAUUGGUGGAUUUACUGUCCUGCGCUGAUAAUUUCAUAACUGUCAGCGAUUUAAAUUUAGUCAUUUUUAAGCUUGAAAACUGCAUUAUUCCUGUUUUCACUCAGGAUGUAUGUUCAUAGACUAAAUUGCGAAAAGAACGUGCCAAAUGAUGAGUUACAGAUUUUUGACUAUUGGUUCAAAAGUGGAGCUAAUUGUGGGAAAACAAUACUCUUACUGUAUAUCCUUGAAGUGGAAUUUAGUGCUCGACAAACUUCUAUUUUUUUUUUUUUCUACAUUAGAAAUAAGAUGCCAUGCAGGAAGUUACAUUCCAGAUUUAAUGCAAAGGGUACAAAAUAUAAAUAUGUAGCAGGUAUUGUCCUUUCUUUAAAAGCACCUUAUCAUUGGGAAAAUAAAUAACUGUGCCUUAAAGACAAGACAAAAACAAGGUAGUGUAACCUUAAAUGUUUAUGUGAUUUCUCAUUUUUUCAUUAAGAAAGGUAAUUUGGGUUUAAUUUUCUGAUCAGUAAUGCAUACUUAAAUUUGGUAGAAACUCAGCAACAUACUAUUAUGUAAUUUAUAAGUCUCAGUUACUUAUUUUUGAAACAAGGAAUGUUGUAGGAAGUUAAAAGCAUUCAUAAGUUAAAUUCUUCAUUAUUUUUGUGUGUAUCUGCUAAAAUAUUUUGAUGAGAUUUUAUUUUUAAAGGUACAGAUAAUUUCAGGAAAAUUUUCAGCAUAACUUGCUUUACAUUUAUUUAAUAAAAGUCAUUGUAUGUAGCCUCUGUACCUUUUAAGCAUUCCAAUUAAGCUUUCAUAGAAAUUUUAAAUUUGCUUUAUAAGGCAAGGAAGACAAGUAGUAAAGUUUGGAAAUCAUUUUCAAGUUCAUUCCUUAUUAAAAAGAGACAAUCAGAGUUUUCAGACAGCAGAUAUGAUUGGUGAAAUUUCAGGAAAUGACAGUUUUUUUUCUGUUGGAGCAGAUUCUUAUAAGUCUUAAAAUUGUUUUCGUGAUUUCCCUUAAAAUUAUUAUUUUUUUAAAUCUUUGUACCUGUAAGGAAACAUAUACUUGAGAAUACAUCUUUAAUCAAAUACUAUUUUUUUCAAUCUCCGAACAAAUUAGUGUUUUUAAUAAUGGUUUUCCUUACAGUCUUUUUCUCCAUUGAUACUCAAUUGUAUUUAGCCAGUAAGAGGCUUAAAAUAGGUUGGGGUUUUUUUCCUAGUUCAUUCUUACACUUGUCAUUUGGUCCUUGGUGGCUUGUUUCUAGCAUUACCUGCAGCAGCAGAUGGUAUUACAUUGAUUUUUUUUUUUUUUUUUUGGUUGGGGGUGAUAGAACAACUGAAAACCCUUGCUCCAAUUAAUUGAAUUACAUUAAAGGUUUUAAAAUGAAGUUUUACUGUUUUCUGUGUUACUUGCUGGUACAGAUGUUUGUUUUACUUGCACAUUUGUAUGCCUAACUUGAUCAAGUGCCUUAAUCGUUUGAAAUUUCUGGUUUCAAAGAUUUUUUUGAAGGGAAAAGUUAGACUGGUAUACCUGACUAAAUUAUGGCUUUGAUGUCAUGAGUAGAAACCAAAUACAUUGGGAAAAUCUAGGUUUUGGGAUCCAUGAGCGUCAGAAUUUUAUUCAAGUGCUAUUAAUGAGAAAAUGUGAUAUACUUCCAUGUGUACACUGGAGAAGGGAGUAAAAAUUAGCAGGAACCAUGGGUACUUGUUAUUUCUAAAACCUCUUAAAACUCUUGCCUAAAAAUUUUGGCUUUGCCACAUAAUUUAUCAGUGCUAAAUGUAGCAGCUUAAUAAAACUAGUUUGGUUUGAAGGACUUGAACUCUUAUUCUGGGUACUGCUUUGAUUAUUAAGAAACUGUGCAAAAGUUAGUUUACAAAAUAGCUCUUAGUAUAGAGCUUUGCCUUUCUAAAAUCAAUUUCCCUCUCCAUGUAAUAAUGGUUAAGUAUUUUAUUGAGUCAUCAUGACUUUGUAAUUUUUUUUUAAUUUAUAAGAUAUGCAGUGACCUUUUCAGACUUUGGUUGUGUUCCUAAAGCCAAUUCGAAAAAUGUUUUCUUUCCCAUGAAACCUUGUACUUUACAGUUGUUUGUUGCAUAGGCAGAUUGCUGUAUUUUGAAUUUCAAUUUUCAUGUUUUUGGUGAAGACAAUGAUAAAUCAAUCUGUAAUCAUGACCCGACUGACUUAAAAUAAAUUCACAUGUUGAAUUAA